Molecule: messenger RNA, 867 nt
Organism: Glycine soja
Lineage: Eukaryota; Viridiplantae; Streptophyta; Magnoliopsida; Fabales; Fabaceae
Exons: 1
Coding region: 1-867 (288 amino acids)
Source: RefSeq, a predicted model, not a curated record
AUGGAUCGAAGUUGGAUGAAAGCAAAACGCAUCAGUGAUGAGUAUGAGAACGGGGUGGAACAAUUUCUACAGUUUACGCAACUUAAUGCUGAAAGUUUGAGGGGCAAUUAUUUUUGCCCAUGUGUUAAAUGUCUUAAUGGUAGACGACAGUCAGUUGAUGAAAUCCGAUCACAUCUGAUAUGUUACGGCAUCAUUCCGAAUUACACAAAAUGGAUAUGGCAUGGGGAAUCGGCCGACAUUCCAACUGUUUCUCAGUCUCAGGCGGUUCACGAAGACAGCGGAGAGCAUAUAGAGGAAAUGAUCCGUGAUCUUGGACAAGAGACUUUUGAGCAAGCGCAUGCACCUCUGUAUGAUACAAUAGAACGUGAUUCCAACACGCCAUUGUAUCAGGGGUGCACAUCUUUCACGCGGUUGUCAGCAGUGUUAGCUUUGGUAAACUUGAAGGCAAGAUUUGGGUGGAGUGAUAAAAGCUUCACUGAAUUGCUGGUCUUAUUGAAGAACAUGCUUCCUGAACAAAACACUUUGCCGAAAAAUCACUACGAGGCCAAAAAGAUUUUGUGUCCAGUGGUAUUGGAGUACAAGAAGAUCCAUGCAUGCCCUAAUGAUUGCAUAUUAUAUAGAAAUGAGUAUGCAGAACUACGGCAAUGCCCCACGUGUGGGGUAUCACGAUACAAAGUGCAACAUGAUGAAUUAACUGAUGAUGCAAGAACCAAAAAUUGUCGUCCUGCCAAGGUGUGCUGGUAUCUUCCAAUAAUACCAAGGUUUAAGCGAUUGUUUGCUAAUGCACAUGAUGCAAAAAACCUUUCAUGGCAUUCGGAUGACCGAAAAUCUGAUGGAUUACUGCGACAUCCAGCCGACUCGCCAUAG